ACGAAGGUUGACAUAAUAUGUCUUGCCUUUUCCUCCCCGUCUGGUCCAAUCAGCUUCCCGUUCUACAUCUUCAACUCAGGUUUAGUGGGAGUGACCAAUCAGAUUGCCAGCCUCGGCUGUCGGCCUGCAAAUAACUUCUCAACGUCGUAAUUUUGCCUGCAUGCAUGUUUUAUAUUAUAAACUUUACCCGUAAAAUCUGUCAGCGACAAAAACAAACGGAUAGACACAUAAUGUGUUCUAUACAGCCUUGAUAAUCUAAUUAAAACUUUUUGCCUGCGUAAUUCGCCGAAGGCAUUUUGCUGGAUCUACGAAGGCUAUCUACACUGCUGGCGGCCAGAUGUCGAAUUGUCCGGCUUUUCCCACAUUUCACCGGAAUGGUCAUUUACAGGGUUGAAAUUCCAUUGUUGGAGAACAGUUUGUACAAGACAAGGGACAACCGACCAUUGGACCAACGUAUUUCUAGAAAAGCCAAAUCGCUAAAACAUGUUGCUUAAAGUGCUUUCGUGGUUUGCGUUGUGCUGUCUGGGUUUGUCGGAGCAGACACCUCCCGGGGCUUCCACCGGCGCCGUGCCCAGUGCUGCAAAAACUUUGGUAUGGGGUCCCGGACUCGAGGCAAAUAUUGUCCUUCCAGCUCGUUUCUUCUUCAUCCAGGCCGUGGACAGCUCAGGGAAGAAUUUCACGUCGUCUCCAGGGGAGAACACUUUCGACGUGAAGAUCGUGUCCCCUGCGGAACAGUUCACAAGGAUCUGGUUGCAGGUUCUGGAUCGCAGGGACGGCUCCUUUCUGGUGCGUUACAGGAUGUACGCCAGCUACACGAACCUACACGUUCACGUCCUGCUCAGCCACCAGCACGUCGCCAAGUCCCCUUUUAUCCUGAAAGGACCGGUGUACCAUGAGGGCUGUGACUGUCCGCAGCCCAGCGGGUCAGUGUGGAUGCAGGAUAUGCACUGUCCCGUGUCCUUCUCCCAGAUAGAGCAGGACCUGGCCCUGUUCCCGCGAGUGGACCCAGACCGCAACGCUGUGGAGGUCCCGGAGCGCUUCGGGCAGAGACAGAGCCUCUGCCACUACACCAUAACAGACAACAAGGUGUACAUCAAGACACUAGGGGAGCACGUGGGAUUUAGGAUCUUCAUGGAUGCCUUCCUCCUGUCUUUGACCAGGAAGGUGCGGGUUCCAGACGUGGAGUUCUUUGUGAACCUUGGGGACUGGCCCCUGGAGAAGAGAAGAGCUUCAGAGAGGCUCCAUCCCAUUUUCUCCUGGUGUGGCUCUAACGACACCCGGGACAUUGUCAUGCCAACCUACGACCUCACUGAGUCGGUCCUGGAGACCAUGGGGAGAGUGAGCCUAGAUAUGAUGUCUGUCCAGGCCAACACGGGCCCUCCGUGGAGGGAGAAGAACGCCACAGCGUUUUGGCGGGGGCGCGACAGUCGCAAAGAACGCCUGGAGCUGGUGAAACUGUCCCGUGCCCACCCUGGCGUGGUGGACGCAGCCUUCACCAACUUCUUCUUCUUCAAACACGACGAGAGCCUCUACGGGCCGCUGGUCAAACACGUCUCCUUCUUUGACUUCUUCAAGUAUAAAUACCAGGUCAACAUUGACGGCACUGUGGCGGCCUAUAGGCUGCCCUACCUUCUGGCUGGCGACAGUGUGGUUUUGAAACAGGACUCGAGCUAUUACGAGCACUUCUACGACCAGCUCAGGCCCUGGGAACACUACAUCCCUGUCAGGGCAGACCUGGCCGACCUACUGGAGAAGAUCCUGUGGGCCCGCCAGCACGACGAAGAGGCAAGGAAAAUCGCUGUGGCAGGUCAACAAUUUGCCCGAAAUCACCUUAUGGGAGACAACAUAUUCUGUUACUACUACAAACUCUUCCAGGAAUAUGCCAAGCUGCAGGUGACUCAGCCUAAGGUCAGAGAAGGAAUGGAACGGGUUGAGCAGCCGACUGAUGACCUUUUCCCAUGCCCUUGUCACAGGACACCACCGGCCAAGGAGGAAUUAUGAAAACUACAUUUCAUCUGAUAUUCCUGUGGGGCAAAAUAAUUUGUGAAGUGUGAUUUAUCAGGUUGUCAUCUGCAAAGUUUCUGCAAUUUUAUAAUAAAUAUUUUUUCACUGUU
Messenger RNA from Esox lucius (northern pike), 2114 nucleotides. It is a transcript of the gene poglut2, whose product is annotated as protein O-glucosyltransferase 2. The transcript is spliced from 10 exons. Bases 484 to 2001 code for a protein of 505 amino acids. Gene Ontology annotation, molecular function: glucosyltransferase activity; protein binding. Gene Ontology annotation, cellular component: endomembrane system. NCBI's taxonomy places the organism in Eukaryota, Metazoa, Chordata, Actinopteri, Esociformes, Esocidae. The record is from RefSeq and is a predicted model, not a curated record.